Bemisia tabaci is the source of this 5564-nucleotide messenger RNA. It is a transcript of the gene Ent2, whose product is annotated as Equilibrative nucleoside transporter 2. Gene Ontology annotation, cellular component: plasma membrane. Gene Ontology annotation, molecular function: nucleoside transmembrane transporter activity. Gene Ontology annotation, biological process: nucleoside transmembrane transport. The record is from RefSeq and is a predicted model, not a curated record. NCBI's taxonomy places the organism in Eukaryota, Metazoa, Arthropoda, Insecta, Hemiptera, Aleyrodidae.
UGAGUCUCGCUGCCGCAUCGGCUUCAGGUGGCUGUCGCUGUCCUUUCUCGGCAGAGCGUAAAUACGAUUACCGACUUGGCAUGUUUAUAAAUAACUCGCCGCGUGUUUGAUUCGAAACCAUGUGCUCGCGGUAGUUCGUUAAUUAAAACUCGCCCGAUCCUUCCUUGCAAAAGUUCGACAGUUUCCCGUUUUAAAUCACAGCGUUUUUCAUCAAUCGUCAGAAAUGAGUACUUUCGGCACAAACAGCUCAGGGCGCAACCGCAACAGCGCAGGUCCCGAAGAACAGUUCCUGUUGACCGAGCGACAUCGCAAUGGCAUUAUUGCCCCUCAUUCUAGAGGCAGCACUCUUGGCAGACGUGGAGCAGGCCCUGAGACGGGGAAGCCGACGCUGGUGGCCGAGCCGGUGAAGCUGACCCCGGCCUGGGAAGAAAAGAACCUGCCCAACGAUGAGCUCAACUUCAAAAGCGUCACCAUGGAUCAGGCCGACUUAGAAAUUAAUCCUCCCAAUGAUAGGUGUAAAUUAGUAUAUUUAGUCUUAGUACUUCAUGGUAUUGGAACAUUGAUGCCGUGGAACAUGUUUAUUACUGCCAAAAAUUAUUUUAUAGAGUAUAAAUUAAGUGCAAACAACACAGAUGUUAAGUCUGAUUAUGCUGAUAAUUUCAUGCCCUACAUAGGCAUUGCAUCUCAAGUACCUAAUUUUUUCUUCAACUGGUUGAACAUAUUUGUUGUUAUCGGGGGUAAUCUCACAACUCGUAUUGUAUGGAGUAUACUCACGGAAGUUUUAGCAUUUUUCUUAACUGUUGUCCUCGCAAUGCUCGACUCAAGUACCUGGCCAGGGUUCUUCUUUUGGAUCACAAUCGGCUCUGUAGUUGUUCUAAACAUGGCAAAUGGUAUCUAUCAGAACACCGUUUAUGGAAUGGCUGCAAAACUACCUCUUAAAUAUACUUCCGCAGUUAUUCUUGGCUCAAACAUCAGUGGAACUUUCACCUCCAUUAUUUCAAUUGUUUCGACAGCCAUGGCCCCAAAUGACAGGACAGCUGCAAUUUACUACUUCAUCACUGCACUCUUCGUUCUUUUGAUGUGCUUUGACACUUAUUUUGCUCUUCCAUUAAAUAGGUUUUAUAGGUAUCACGAGCUAUUGAAUCAGAAAGCUAUUCAAGCCAAAGCUGCAGAAGGCAACUCCAGGCCACCGUAUUGGAAAAUUUUCAAACAGUGCUCUCCUCAACUUUUCAAUGUGUUUUUCAUUUUCUUCAUCACCUUAGCUAUUUUCCCUGCUGUACAUUCAGAUAUCAAAGAGUCUACCUUCAAUAUUGGACCCACCUACUACGUUAGUGUUAUGUGCUUCCUCACUUUCAACGCCACAGCUAUGUUGGGUUCUCUGUUCUCAUCUUGGUUUGUUUGGCCAGGCCCAAAAGGACUGAUAAUCCCAGUUUUGUUGCGAGGACUGCUUCUUCCAGCAUUUCUUCUGUGCAACUACCAGCCAAGGGGAGUCCACAGGACCCUUGGAGUUUUGUUCAUGAACGAUUGGAUUGUUUUAGCCCUAGGUGUCAUCUUAGGUCUUUCAGGAGGAUACUAUAGUUCUUUAGCAAUGAUGUACUGUCCCAGGAUGGUGGAACCACGCUACAGCUCAACAGCUGGCAUGUUCGGUGCAGCGUGUUUAGUCUCAGGAAUCUGUGCUGGAAUAGUAUUUGCUUUGGUCUGCCCAUGGCUUGUCUCAAACCUAACCCUACCGAUUGUUUGAUGUUCCCUCAUACAAUCCCAGAAUUUUUCAUCUCCACUUGAAAUCAAUACAGAGAUGUAGAGCUUUGUUUUGAGCUACUCCUUUGUACUUCUAUGCGGAUGUGAGUUCCAGGGAUGUGCGUAAAGUCUCCGCUCAGUCGAGUGCUGAUACGAACUCUGCUCCUCAAUGUUAUUUCUAUACGUACCUUUGUUUUUGAUACUUUGUAAUUUUAGGCUUUUUAUUAUAUUUUAAGGUAGUGCAUAUCAUCAGGUUUGAUGCUUGAAGAGAUCUUACGUUUUAAAAACCUCACUCCUUUUCCAUCUCUAAUUACUCCUCUUUCUGAUAUUCUUCUUGUUGAGGGCAGAUUUAAAGGAAGACCACUCAGAGCAAUGAAUUUACGAUUUUUUAAUAACAGCUCAUGAAAGAAACAAUCUGUCAAAUUGUUUCUUUAAUGGAUUUUUUCUUUCAUAAGCUGAUUUUCAUAAUCUAAUUUCCUGAUUAUCGUCAGGAAAUCAGGCAACCUUGAUUUUGCGAUUUUUCAUGGACAGUAGUUUCUCAAGUCUACCCAUGUCUUCUGGAAUUUUUAUCUUUUAUUUUUAUGAAUUUACUAUUUUAGUCACUUACUCCUGUCUCAAAUUUUGGAAACUUAACCUAGACUCAAAAACCAGUGCUUAUUUAAUAACUUUUUAAAUUUUCGGAGACUCUGAAAACUAAUCAUAAAUCAUCUGCUUGCUAUUUUAUUACAGUAUAUUUUUCAAGGGCCCAAUCUUAUCUUCAAUGAAGUUGCUAUAUGGGAUGCUUUACCAUAUUUAAAUUAUUGUAAAAACUAUCUGAACUUACCUUUUUAUCAUUCUUUUUUUAAAAAAAACUUAUUUAAUGUAUGAAUUUUACCCACAAAUUUUCAUCUUUCUCUUCUUCUUUCCUUUACAUCUGUUCUCUAUUGCCAUCAUUUUCACUUUCUCGGUUACUGAAUUAUUGUAAGCAUCCCCUCAUUUUUUUAAGCUGCAUUUUUUUAAAUUAACCACUAAAGUGUACUUACCAUUUUGUUGUAUAGUUAAAGUGAGCUGAACAAUAUUACAUAUUUUUUGUCUUAAAAACUACUGGAUGAAUACAAACAAGCCAUUUUUCCAUGGUUUUUUUCUUUCUUUUUUUCAUGGUAAACGCAACAAAGUAAUUGUACAUGAAGUGAUAACUGUAUGAUAAUUUUUAGUGUUAUUUCUAACCAUUCUCAUAUAUUUGUGUAAAUAUUUUAUCACCUACCUCGAUCCAGAUGUAGGGCAAUUGAAGACUCACUAAGGGUCUAUUUGUAAACUUUAGCUGGAGUGGGAAAAGGAGUUGUCAUUUACAAAAAAAUGACGCAUAAAGAGUAUUGGGCGAUGAGCAAAAUUUGAAAACCGCUUCUCAUUACAAUCUUUGCAAAAUAUUAGCGCAUUCAGCUGAAGUCCACAAAAGACGCAUUCUUGAGAGCAUGUAUUUAAUUUUAUGCAUUCAACUUCUUUUUAAAAUUUUCGCUCUACCCUUUUUGUAUUUUAAAAAUUUUAAGGGCACUUCCAGGGAGAAAUGCCAAAAAGAGGUAAUUAUAAAAAUACAUUGUUCUCUUUUUAUCUGCUCAAAAAUGUCGAUGUUCAAGUAUAGAAAAUACUUUCAAUGCAUGAAUUCUCACAUUUUCAAUCAAUCUUUUGUAAAUUCAAUUUUAAUCAAUUUUUUGUACCAAGCUUCCGUCUGUUAUAAUUUCUUGGUUACUUUUUGGUCAAAUGAUUAUCUAAUUGAGGCAUUCUUCUAGAAGACGUGAUAUGGGCUUAAUUUUUUGUAUAUACCAUACUUGCGGGUACUGAAAUGAAUAAAAAAUAUUUUUACAGAUUGCGUAGUGUUCUACCAAAGGCGACAAUGUGUUUUUAGUUUUUCUCAUUUUCUCAAAUUCAGUGCGCUGAGACAAUUUGGAAUCUUAAGUUGGUCCGUGGGUCUUUGAUUUUUUCUCUGUACUUUGGCGUAAUUUUUUAGGGGGAAAAUUUUUAACUUCUAAGUACGUUUUUCUUUGAAUGUUAAAUUAGUGGCAUCUCACAUUCCUCCGAAGAAUGCCUCAUUUAUUAUUUGCAUCAAGCUUUGAUCUAAUAAUUUAUUCUGUUUGUAAAAUUUUUGAUAUCAUUCUGUACGGAGCAUUUUAAGCAUAAUAUCUCUUCCUCCCUGUAUAAGCUAAUUAAGCAUUGGUUAGGUUUAUGAACUCACAAGCCUCUUUUCGUUUUGAAAUUUAAUUCUGUUAAUUUUAUUUUAUAUUUUAAAGACUGAGAUACCAUUAAUUUUAUCCAUGUUCUCUUCUCUUCAAGUUCUUUCUGACUGUGAAAUUUUCUGAAAGAAACAUUCGCAGAGGAGCAGAUGAAGGAUUGGUUGUAAAAACACAUUAUUUUCCAUGGAACUUCUGUAGUUUUUACUUAUAACACUAUCAACUUGUCUACUCUUAUCAAAUGAUCACCAAAUUGAUGGUGAAACUGUAAAAACAUGUAUUUCGUUUGCAAUGUUUCUAAAUUCUUGCUCGUAUUUAUUUUUCCAAAAGAGAACAAAAUCAAUACUAUGGCUUGAAAUUUACACAGAAUUUUCCUCUGAUAGAGCAUAUUAACCAAGGAAGUUUACAAUUUUAAAAAUAAAUUAUCACAUGCAAUCUGCAGUGUUGCAAACUGAGAUGCACGUUUAUGCUGUUCCACUAUUGAAAUGCAAGAUCAAGCCAAUAUGUGAUGAAUUACAGUCUUUAUUUUUAAAUUCAAUUUGGUGUUUUAGUUUUUGUUUUCUAACGCUAACUUAGCUGCGAUAAUUCCAUCGCUCAACUACAAUAAAGUCUCGUUUGGCCCUCAACAUUUCAUUAAUAUCCCUAAAAAUAUGCUCUGUAAAUGAUUUUUUCAAGUGUAUACAUCUUUUGCAUUACUGUCAUGUUCGUACUUAAAACUUUGCCCCCUUUGAGUACAUCCUGUCGAAACCUUUUUCCAUUUUAGUUUAGCUAUUAAUUAUCAAGUAAGGUAUAAAGAGCCAAAUAAUGCUGCUCUUUGUUUUUAAUUAAUCAAGUUAUUGCGUAAUCAUUUCCCCUUUGUUCGAGCAUCCAGGCAUCGAUGAAGAUUUUUAUACAUAUUAUCUUUUUAUACUGAGUUAGCCAAAUACUUUGUUUAUGGUAUUUUUAAUCGGCCGGUUUUAAUUUUAUGUUGCGGUAGACAUGCUCUGUUCGAACUGUGUUGUUAGACCUCCAAGUCUUAUGAAUUUUGAUGACUCACCAGUCUUUAAAAAUUUACCUGGAUGAUACAAAAUGUUGGGUCAUCCUGUACAUGUUUUACCAAUAAAUGAUCUCUGAUCGAUAUUACAAAAAUAAAUCGGUAAUUAGAAGAAAAGAAGUGCUUACUUAGAGAAUUUUUGCUAGAUAGGAAAAUCGAUGAAACCCAAAUUUCCUAAAAAGGAGUAAGGACAAUAAUGAAUUAAGUAAGUUAGACGAAAGAUUUAUGCUUUUCAUUAAAAAUUUCCCAAUGUUUAGAGCUAGAUUUUUGAAAAGACAAUAAAUCUAUAUGAUAAAUAGGUAUUUAGAAAGACUUCAGUACCUGUCGUGAAGAAUUUAUUUUGGAUUUCAUAAAGUGUAGGACCAAAUAUUUUUAGCGUAAAAAAGGAUGUAAUUUAUGUCACGCGUACAUUCUUGAAAGAUUCCAUUAACGACUACCUUGCUCUCUGAUAACUGCACGUUUUUCUUACAUACCAUCCAGAACACAAUAUUUGAUGAUGUACAAUGUAACUGUAGAGAAAUGUUCACAUGUGAACUGUUGACCAACAGGUCCAUUUUAUUUUCUCAUUAAAUACGUACAUACUCAUUGAA